Molecule: messenger RNA, 2002 nt
Organism: Toxotes jaculatrix (banded archerfish)
Lineage: Eukaryota; Metazoa; Chordata; Actinopteri; Toxotidae
Gene: fetub
Product: fetuin B
Exons: 7
Coding region: 69-1601 (510 amino acids)
Biological process (GO): negative regulation of endopeptidase activity
Cellular component (GO): extracellular region
Molecular function (GO): cysteine-type endopeptidase inhibitor activity
Source: RefSeq, a predicted model, not a curated record
CCAGCUUGUGUGUGUUUGUGUCCGUGUGUGUUUGAGAGAGAGCGACAGAGUCUUCUCAGGCCUUUACCAUGAAGCACUGCAUGCUGUUGUCGGUGCUGUUGGCGUUGGGGUGUGUGCGCAUCCACGCAGCACCAGUGGAGCAGGGUGGCCUGGAGCAGGGGUCAUGUAAAGACGCAUCAGCACUGGGUGCUGCAGGACUGGCUCUCACCAAGAUCAACCAGGACCGGCAGGAGGGCUACAUCUUCAAACUGCAUGGCCUGUCCAACGUGCACAUGACCCGACAUGGAGAGACUGGCGUAGUUUUCUACCUGACUCUGGAUGUUGUGGAGACCAACUGCAGUGUCCUUAGCAAGAAGGACUGGAAGACCUGUGAAGCUCGUCCCUUCCACGACACACCGGUAUAUGGACAGUGCAAAGCUGCCAUCUACAUCAGUAAGGUGCACAGAGUGGUGCGUCUCUACAAAUACAACUGUGUUAUCAGACCAGCUCCUGCAGCUAAGAUCGCUGAGAUUUGUCCUGACUGUUCAACUUUUAUCAACAUGGACAACGCUGAGGUUCAAAAGACUGUGUCUCUCUCACUGGAGAAGUUUAACAAGGAUAGCGGGCUGGCCAAUCAUUUCACUCUGCUCAAUAUCACCCGCGCUGCCGCUGGGAUGGCCAUGUCGAUGUAUUACAAUGUAGAGUACACAAUCCAGGAGACCACCUGCGCAAAGAGCACAGAGGCAGUGACGGCUGAUAAGUGCCCCAUCAUGGAGUGCGAGUUCGCUCACAAGGGCCUCUGUAAGGCAUCCCUUUUCUACACCCCCACUGGUGAUGCCGAGACCAGUGUAGAGUGUGAGAUCUUUGAGCCUGAGGCUGCUGAGAGGGAGAAGAAACUGCACCUGCUGGGCGGAGAGACUGACCACAGUCACAACGACACACACACACACACCCACGACCAUGACCACGCACAUGCUGCCGACCAGACACACACACACGACCAUGCGCAUGACCACACCAAAGGCCACGCUCAUCAUGACAAAACCCACAAGCACGAUGACAACAGCGACCACCACCACACUCACGACCAUGAUGUGGGUAGCGCCCACAGGCAUGCUCACGAUCACUCUCACGACCACGGGCACGGCCAUGAUCACGUGCACGCUCAUCAUGCCAAAGCACACAACCACAGCGGCGACUCACCCAACCACCACCAUGACUACAAGCAUGCCGAUGGCGUGCACACCCACGAGCACGACCAUGAGCUCGCUCUGGACCACGACCACAAGCAUGCUCACCUGCACGAGCAUGAGCACCACCACCAUCACCACGACCAUGACCAUGAGACCACAACCCAUGACCACCCAGAGGGCAUGGUGAGGAUGCUGCCCGCCAUGGACAGGCCCAUGACCCUGCCUUCCUUCCCUGAUGUCCCCGCCGGUGGCCCUGAGGUUGGAGUCGUUCUGCCCCUCAAGCCCGACCCCCAGAUCCCCGGAGAGACCGAACCCAGCAUCCAGGCCUUCCCUACCUCAGUCUCAGACGAAUGCAAACUGCCUGUGGUAGAAGAAGGUCUUGUGGCGAAACUCUUCACGGAGGACCCCCUGUUCAAGCCAGCUGCAUAAGGUGGCCCAUGGAACUCUGUUAGAAACUGGAUAGAUUUUUUAAAAAACUCACACAAAGACCAUAGUGUACUAACAACGGGAACACGCUACUUAACAUGAUACAUUUUCAUUUAACACAUUGAUAGGCAAAACACAGCUUGACUUCUUCCCCGGGUUCAUUAUAAGAAUGUAACUUCAAUCACCUAAUAAAGUCUGAGCGCAUUAAAUAGAAAAAAAAAAACACUACACUAAUAGUACUACAUUAAUAAUAUCCACCUGUUUUACCCUACAUGCCCAUAUUCACAUGGAGGAACCGUCUUCAACAGCGCAGAUCUUCACAUUGUCACUGUCACUGUACAAUGAAUAUUUUCUGUUUGUGAUUUAUCUGCUGCACAAAAUAAUAAACAACACCAUAAAUACUC